This is a messenger RNA of Letharia columbiana, 399 nucleotides long. RefSeq lists its product as uncharacterized. Gene Ontology annotation, molecular function: histone deacetylase activity, NAD-dependent; NAD+ binding. The transcript is spliced from 3 exons. Gene Ontology annotation, cellular component: mating-type region heterochromatin. Gene Ontology annotation, biological process: negative regulation of transcription by RNA polymerase II; pericentric heterochromatin formation; regulation of DNA repair. Lineage: Eukaryota; Fungi; Ascomycota; Lecanoromycetes; Lecanorales; Parmeliaceae. Bases 1 to 399 code for a protein of 132 amino acids. The record is from RefSeq and is a predicted model, not a curated record.
AUGCAAUUAGCAAAUCCUGUUUCCAGCAAACAGAGCUGGAAGAUCGAAGCAAGCGGGGAGUCCAAAACGGGCCUUUCUGCCACCAAUGGCGCAGAUGCAUUUAAUGCAUCAGUCUACGCGAAUGACGCUGCGACUUCGGCAUAUCACGCCAUGGUACGUGCUCUGGACAAAGCUUCGAAGAGGGCAAGGCGGACACCGUUCCAUGAGUUCUUGAGUCUCCUUGGUGGACCAGACCGCCGUCUGAUGCGUUUGUAUACUCAGAACAUCGAUGGUCUCGAAGUUGCCCUGCCAUUCCUUGGGAUCAACGCUCCUCUCGCUAGACGAGGUCCCUGGCCCCCAACCAUUCAAUUACACGGUACCUUGAAACACAUGUAUUGCCAACAAUGUAAAGAGAUCUAA